Molecule: messenger RNA, 1236 nt
Organism: Ananas comosus (pineapple)
Lineage: Eukaryota; Viridiplantae; Streptophyta; Magnoliopsida; Poales; Bromeliaceae
Product: tetratricopeptide repeat protein 1-like
Exons: 6
Coding region: 247-849 (200 amino acids)
Molecular function (GO): protein binding
Source: RefSeq, a predicted model, not a curated record
AAUAAAAAAAAAAAGCCCUGGUUUCUCACCCGAGUCACCCCAGCCUCCGUCACCCCCCUCCACCCCCGGCCCCCGACCGCGCGCCGCUCGCCAUCGAACCCCCGGCGUGGCCACGCGCCGCUCGCCGUCGAAACCCCCCUCGCAGCGUGCGGCCAGCCAUACAAAAAGUUCGGAACCCUCCCCGCCCCGGGCCGGCCGCGCGACUCUCAUCAUCUGAUUCCGAUUUCCGAGUUCUGGAAAGAAGAGAUGGUUUUGAUCGAAGAGGAUGGAGAAUCCUUCGAGGAUGCUCUCACUGAUGAGCAGUUGCGCGAGAAAGCUUUAAAUCAAGCAAAUGAUGCUAAAGCUGAAGGGAACAAACUUUUCUGUGCGGGCAAGUAUGAUGAUGCACUGUCACAAUAUGAAAUUGCUUUACAGAUUGCUUCUGAAGUGCAAUCAUCGGAAGAAAUUAGUUCCAUGUGCCAUGCGAACCGAGCCAUAUGCUUCUCAAAACUAGGUAAAUAUGAUGAAACAAUAAAGGAAUGCACGAAGGCGCUGGAGUUGAAUCCUCCAUAUUUGAAAGCACUACUUAGGAGGGCAGAAGCACACGAGAAGCUCGAACAUUAUGAAGAAGCUAUUGCUGAUAUGAAAAAAGUAAUCGAGCUAGAACCUUCAAAUGACCAAGCAAGGAAAUCAUUGCAACAUCUUGAGCCAUUAGCAGCUGAAAAGAGAGAGAAGAUGAAGGAGGAGAUGAUCGAAAAACUGAAAGAGAUGGGGAAUUCAGUUUUGGGGCGAUUCGGAAUGAGCGUCGACAACUUUAAAGCUGUGAAAGACCCAAACACCGGCUCAUACUCUAUCUCAUUUCAACACUAAUUACAUAUAGUAGUCCAGGUACCAUCAAAAAGACCAAAAGGAAAAAAAAAGGGAAAUACCUAUAGAGAACAAGGAAGGUUAAAAAAAAAAGCUGAAACAAAUACAGUGUACCGUACUAGUUGAAUUGUGAAUCGAACUUUUGUUGGAUUGAUAACCUGUUCAUUGUAUCACUCUGUUCAUGGAGCUCCCAUGAUCCUUGUUUUGCUGCAGUUUGGUGUAUAAAUGAUAUAGCAUAUGUAAGGAGCAAGGGAUUGUGUUUUCUUUUUCUUUGACCUUUUAUGUUUUUGAGGAAAGUGAUGCAGUGGGUUAUUGUUUCCAAUAUGUUUUCAAGGAUAAAUUACGCUUUUGGUUCUCGAAAGGUGGGGGUGUGAUACUUCAGUCCUUAAA